UGUUAUUCUUUGAAGCAAAAGCGAUCGAUGAAAAACAGCCAACAACGUGCGCAUAGUUGGAGAUACUUAUUUUUAUCAAAAAAGUUAUUGUAGUUAUCUAAUUUCUUUAAUUUAAUAUUAAUUUAAAACCAUUCACUAUUAAUUUGAUAUUCAUGAUUGUGACACUUAAUUAUUUAAUUUGCCGGUUGACAACAAAUAAAUCAAAAGGUUUAAUUAAUAACAAGUAUUCAAAUAGUUUUCUAUGAAAUGAACAAAAAUGAGUCGACAAGUAGAUAUGGACCCCUCGUCGGUGCAAUCGACGAAGGGACAAGUAGUGCUAGAUUUUUGGUUUUUGCUGCAGAUACAGCUGAAGUGUUAACAUAUCAUCAGGUUCCAAUAACACAAACAUGUCCAAAAGAAGGAUGGGUUGAGCAAGAUCCUGUAGAAAUAUUAAAAGCAGUUAGAGAAUGUCUUAAUCAGACUAUAUUUAAUUUACGCCAGCUUACCAUAGAUCCUACCGAUAUAGUUGCAGUUGGUAUAACAAACCAAAGAGAAACUACAGUUGUAUGGGAUUCCAUUACUGGAGAACCAUUAUAUAAUGCUAUAGUAUGGAUGGAUAUGAGAACUACUUCAAUUGUAGAUGAUAUAUUAAAAAAAAUACGUAAUCAAAAUAAAAACUAUUUGAAACCACUUUGUGGUUUACCAAUUAGUCCAUAUUUCAGUGGUUUAAAAUUAAAAUGGUUGUUAGAAAAUGUACCUCGUGUACGUGAGGCUCUAGAUUUAAAACGGUGCAUGUUUGGCACAAUUGAUUCAUGGUUAAUUUGGAAUUUAACUGGAGGUGUUCAUGCCACUGAUGUUACAAAUGCUUCAAGAACAAUGUUAAUGAAUAUCACAACUUUAAAAUGGGAUCCAACAUUAUUAUCAUUUUUUAAUAUACCUUCAGAAAUUUUACCAGAGAUUCGUAGUUCGUCAGAAAUAUAUGGUUAUAUACAAGAUGAAGUUUUAUCUGGUGUACCAAUAUCAGGAUGUUUAGGUGAUCAGCAGUCAGCAUUGGUAGGACAAAUGUGUUUACAAAAAGGACAAGCAAAAAGCACUUAUGGCACAGGCUGUUUUCUUUUAUAUAAUACUGGAACUGCUAUUGUAGAUUCAUCUCAUGGGUUAUUGACAACAGUUGCUUAUCAAUUAGGACCACAAGCAGCACCAAUAUAUGCUCUUGAAGGCUCUGUAGCUAUAGCUGGUGCUGUUAUUCAAUGGCUAAAAGAUAAUCUUGGAGUACUAUCUGAUGUAAAGGAAUCUGAAUCUCUUGUUGAACAAAUUCCAACUGAUAAUCGUGUUACAUUUGUACCUGCAUUUGCUGGAUUAUAUGCUCCAUAUUGGAGGAAAGAUGCAAGAAGUGUUAUAUGUGGAAUUACUGAAGACACAAAUAGUACACAUAUUAUAAAGGCAGCUUUGCAAGCUGUUUGUUUUCAGACAAGAGACAUUUUGGAAGCUAUGAAAGAAGACACAGGUUUAACAUUAUCUAAAUUGUUAGUUGAUGGUGCUAUGACUACUAAUAAUUUGUUAAUGCAAAUGCAAGCAGAUAUUUGUGGAAUUCCAGUUGGUAAAUUGAGGCCUUUAAUGUGUGAAACUACCGCACUUGGAGUUGCAAUUGCUGCAGGAAAUGCAGAUGGUAUACGAAAAUGGGAUGUAAAAUUUGAUAUUGCUGUACCAAGUGAUAUCUUCUUACCUUCAAUAUCUGAGAAUGAACGAGAUAUAUUAUAUUCACAAUGGAAAAUGGCUAUUGAUCGUAGUUUAGGUUGGGAACCAGUUUCUAAUACCAAUGAUAAUAUAAAGAAUAUUCACAAAGCAACUGCUCCAGGUAUUUUUAUGAUAAGUACAUUACUUUUACUUAUGAUUGCAAAAUAUCAUUCUAUGUUAUGACUGAACGAGUACAGUACCAUGUACUGUACUUAUCUCAAGUAAUG
Messenger RNA from Apis laboriosa (Himalayan honeybee), 1943 nucleotides. RefSeq names its product glycerol kinase-like. The transcript has 10 exons. Gene Ontology annotation, molecular function: glycerol kinase activity. Lineage: Eukaryota; Metazoa; Arthropoda; Insecta; Hymenoptera; Apidae. The record is from RefSeq and is a predicted model, not a curated record. Gene Ontology annotation, biological process: triglyceride metabolic process; glycerol-3-phosphate biosynthetic process; glycerol metabolic process. The coding region runs from base 247 to 1899 and encodes 550 amino acids. Gene Ontology annotation, cellular component: mitochondrion.